Molecule: messenger RNA, 610 nt
Organism: Perkinsus marinus ATCC 50983
Lineage: Eukaryota; Perkinsozoa; Perkinsida; Perkinsidae
Exons: 1
Source: RefSeq, a predicted model, not a curated record
AUGCAUGAUAAUGAUAUGGAAGUAGAGGCAUCACCAUCACCACCACCAGCUGUGCCUCCGAGCCCCUACAGCGCUCCACUGUUAGGAGAGGCCUCAGCUGGGGUACUGGUACCACCCUUGGAAAGGGCAGCCCAGAUGGUAGAGGAGGAGGGUUCUUCCCCCGUUACGGUUGGAGCUCCUUAUGGAGCCCUGGUCACUAACCUUGCCAACUUGCAGCAGCAGCAGCAGAGUCCCCCGGCCCCUCGGCCACCGCAACCGUCUGAGGCGCCUAUUAGUCCGACUCCUGCGGUCAGUCCUCCCUCGGUUGGUCUCGACGACGAGGAUGAGGAGCAGAAGUUGAUGUUAUCCUUACUAGGGGUGGAUCCGCAAAACGCGGUGGACCCAUCCCUAGUUGAGGAGAGCAAGGCACCUAUAUCCCUAGUGGGACCAUCCGAGACGGCGAACCCUCCAGCGGCAGACCACCACCACGAGAAGCCAGAUGUAGUUGAUGAGCAGCAGCAGGAGGAGGAGGAGAAGAAGGUCGAAGCGAAUGUAGUUGGUCCCGUGUGGAGGCCCAAGGUGCCCUUUGUGGAACAAAAGGUCGAGGCUGCUGAAGCCAAGACCGUUCCUG